ACUUAAAAACAAUGGAGAACUUGUUUAGACUUGUGGAUCAAGAUCAAGGUUUCUUUCAACGUAAAUGGACAUUAGUCAAUGGUCCAUUGAUAGUAGGUGCUGGUCCAUCAGGGUUAGCCACUGCUGCUUGUCUUAGAGAACAAGGUGUCCCUUCUGUUGUCCUCGAAAGAGCCGAAUGCAUAGCAUCUCUAUGGCAAAAACGAGCCUAUGAUCGGCUCAAACUUCAUCUUCCUAAACAGUUUUGUCAACUCCCUAAAGUACCAUUCCCUGAAGAUUUCCCUGAGUACCCAACAAAGAAACAGUUCAUUGAAUACCUUGAAUCAUACGCUAAGCGUUUUGAUAUUAACCCAAAGUUCAAUGAGUGUGUACAAUCAGCUAGGUACGAUGAAACCAGUGGAUUUUGGAGGGUUAAGACGGUAAGAGGCUCUAAUAAAGCCGAGUUCGAGUACAUUUGCCGAUGGCUAGUUGUGGCCACCGGCGAAAAUGCCGAGUCAGUGGUGCCGGAUAUCGACGGAUUAGCCGACUUUGGUGGUGAAGUUAUUCAUGCUAGUGAAUAUAAAUCCGGUGAGAAAUUCAAAGGCCAAAAUGUACUCGUCGUUGGUUGUGGUAAUUCAGGGAUGGAAGUUUCACUUGACCUUGCUAACCAUAAUGCUUCACCUUCAAUGGUGGUUCGCAGCUCGGUUCAUGUAUUACCAAGAGAAGUUUUAGGGAAAUCGACGUUUGAAUUAGCUGUUUUGAUGAUGAAAUGGCUACCACUUUGGCUCGUCGACAUGAUUUUGUUGAUUUUGGCCUGGUUGGUGCUGGGAAAUAUUGAGAAAUAUGGAUUGAAAAGGCCAUUGAUGGGUCCAUUAGAGCUUAAGAACAGUAAAGGGAAAACACCGGUGUUGGAUAUUGGGGCAUUGGAGAAAAUCAAAUCGGGUGAUAUUCAAGUUGUUCCUGGAAUCAAGCGGUUCUCACGUGGACGAGUUGAGCUCGUUAAUGGUGAGAAACUCGACGUUGACUCAGUUGUUUUAGCCACUGGGUACCGUAGUAAUGUUCCCGCUUGGCUUCAGGAAGGUGAAUUUUUCUCCAAGAAUGGAUUCCCCAAGGCACCAUUCCCAAAUGGAUGGAAAGGGAAAGGUGGACUGUAUGCAGUUGGGUUCACUAGAAGAGGCCUAUCUGGUGCUUCCUCAGAUGCCAUUAACAUUGCUCAAGAUAUUGGCAAAGCUUGGAAACAAGAAAAUAAGCAGCCCAAAAAGAGGACCAUUGCUUGCCAUAGGCGAUGCAUUUCACUUUCACAGUUCUAAAUUUCUUUUAUAUAUAUAUAUAUAUAUAUCAGCAGUAGCAUGGGAACAUUACUUUACCUUUGUUGUUUUGUUUAUUUUUUUCAUGGUGUAAAAAGAAAAAAAAAUUAGGUAGUAGUAAAAUAGCACCCACGGCAAAGAAAUUAUAGUCAAUGCUGUUGAUGGUGAAUACCUUGAUUACGAUCAACAUAGAGCCCUCUCUCCAA
Messenger RNA from Gossypium raimondii (Peruvian cotton), 1489 nucleotides. Its product is annotated as probable indole-3-pyruvate monooxygenase YUCCA5. Bases 12 to 1286 code for a protein of 424 amino acids. The transcript is spliced from 3 exons. Gene Ontology annotation, molecular function: flavin adenine dinucleotide binding; NADP binding; N,N-dimethylaniline monooxygenase activity. NCBI's taxonomy places the organism in Eukaryota, Viridiplantae, Streptophyta, Magnoliopsida, Malvales, Malvaceae. Gene Ontology annotation, biological process: auxin biosynthetic process. The record is from RefSeq and is a predicted model, not a curated record.